This is a messenger RNA of Penicillium griseofulvum, 1485 nucleotides long. RefSeq names its product Major facilitator superfamily domain, general substrate transporter. The transcript is spliced from 8 exons. The record is from RefSeq and is a predicted model, not a curated record. Bases 1 to 1485 code for a protein of 494 amino acids. Gene Ontology annotation, biological process: allantoate transport; dipeptide transport; tripeptide transport. NCBI's taxonomy places the organism in Eukaryota, Fungi, Ascomycota, Eurotiomycetes, Eurotiales, Aspergillaceae. Gene Ontology annotation, molecular function: allantoate transmembrane transporter activity; dipeptide transmembrane transporter activity. Gene Ontology annotation, cellular component: plasma membrane.
AUGCGCUCUUACGACGCCAACCUACAUGAGAAGGAUUUGAAGGGAGGAAACGAGCCACUUGGUCGGGAUCUCGAUCUUGGGCAAGUGCUCGCUAUUCAACCAACAGCUGAAGAGGAGCGCAAAGUAUUGUGGAAGCUUGACCUUAUUCUCGUUCCAUUGAUGGGAGCCGCAUAUUUCCUCCAAUUCCUCGACAAGCUUGCUCUCAGUCAGGCAACGCUGUUUAAUUUACGCGAAGAUUUGAACAUGAAAGGAGCAGAAUAUUCAUGGGCAUCUGCGAUCUUCUAUUUUGGGCCUAGUUCAUAUCUUGUCGUCCGAUUUCCCAUUGGCAAAUAUCUCGCUGUCUCAGUUUUCCUUUGGGGCGGAGUGCUAAUGUGCCAUGCUGCUUGCUCUAACUGGAGUGGACUUAUGGCCGCCCGUUUCUUCUUGGGGGUAGGCGAGGCAGCAAUUGCGCCAGGCUUCACACUGCUAACGGGAAUGUUUUAUAAACGCGAGGAACAGCCUUUGCGACAAUCUGCCUGGUUCUUCGGAAACUUUGUUGCUGUACUCAUUGGUGGAUUAAUUGCCUACGGUAUUGGGAAUAUUAACACGACAGCAAUUGCCCACUGGAAACUCUUGUUUCUUAUUCUAGGCACUGUCACUUCGACUUAUGGUCUUGUCUUGUUUGUCAUGCUUCCAGACUCGCCUGCCAAGGCCAUAUUUUUGAAACCUGAUCAGCGUGCUAUUGCUGUGCACCGAACAUUAUCGAACAAAACCGGAGUCAUGGAUACGGGGGUCUUCAAAUGGUCACAGGCUCUUCAAGCCAUAAAAGAUCCCCAGACAUGGUUUCUGGUUGUGAACUCUUUCGCCUCGAGCCUGGCAAACGGUGGUCUUACAAGCUUUUCAUCGAUUAUCAUCUCCGGGUUCGGGUUCAGUGAUCUCAAGGCCCUUAUCAUGCAAAUGCCUCAGGGCGCUGCCCAGAUCGUGUUUUUGUUAAUUACUUCGAUCACUGUGACCUUUAUUCCAUCUUCCCGUAUACUAGGAAUGUGUGUCAUCACAAUGAUAUCUGUUAUCGGUCUUAUCCUGAUCUGGAAACUUGACCCCGAUGAUCAAGUUGGGCGGAUGGUUGGGUUGACUUUAGCCGUCGUCUACGCGAUCAAUAUUCCGAUGUCGCUGAGUAUCAUUACAUCUAAUGUGGCCGGAUCCUCAAAAAAGAGCGUUGUUAGUUCAUUGCUGUUUAUUGCUUAUUGCGUGGGAAAUAUCGUGGGUCCUCAAUUCUUCCUUGCCUCUGAGGAGCCAUCAUACCCGACUGGAAUUAAAGCCUCUAUGUCCGGCUUGAUACUGAGCCUCUUCUUCCUUCUGUGCUUAUAUUCAUACUACACGUGGGAGAACCGUCGACGAGACAGGGUGUAUGGUUCGCCUCAGCAGAUGACCGUGGGGGCUGAGUUGCAGGAUGAGCUAUCAAACAAGACAGAUCGCGAGAUUGAUAGUUUUAGGUAUCUUCUUUAG